Ostertagia ostertagi is the source of this 246-nucleotide messenger RNA. NCBI's taxonomy places the organism in Eukaryota, Metazoa, Nematoda, Chromadorea, Rhabditida, Trichostrongylidae. The record is from the annotation of a GenBank genome assembly.
AUGCAAAGCGAAGAUCACGGAUUAAAAGAUGCGAUCAAUUUGCUGUCUUCAGACCCGACAGUGCCUGCGCACUUGGAAACGAUCAUCGGGCAUCUUCUUGACAGCGUCAUGAGAAAAGAUCAUUCUGUCAUAGAAGGAUACGAGAUUCUAGCGGCGGACGUUCUUUUCGAAAACACUAAAAUAAGGCUCAUGGUUGUUUAUGGAGCCCCAUCUUGCUCCUCUGCACAUAAUGAGCAACUUAUGAAU